AGACAUAUACAUAAGUCAAAGCUAACAAAAUAUUGGUCAAUUAAUGUUUGUUGUUACGUUGACAAAAUAAAGAAUAUAAGAAUUUUUCAAAAUGAUACACAGUUUGUUUAUGAUUAAUUCGUCAGGAGACGUUUUCUUGGAGAAACAUUGGAAAAGUGUUGUGUCUAGAUCUGUCUGUGAUUAUUACUUAGAAGCUCAACGUACUAAUCCGAAUGAUAUUCCACCAGUUAUAGCAACAUCUCAUCAUUAUCUAUUAAGCAUCCGUCGAGGAGGAGUUCAUUUUGUUGCUGUCUGCAUGGAAGAAGUUCCUCCAUUAUUUGUUAUUGAAUUUUUACAUAGAAUAGUAGACACAUUCCAAGAUUAUUUUUCAGACUGCACUGAAUCUAUUAUUAAAGAAAAUUAUGUAGUAAUUUAUGAGCUCCUUGAUGAAAUGUUAGAUAAUGGUUAUCCAUUAGCUACAGAAAGUAAUAUUCUUAAAGAGUUAAUAAAACCUCCCAAUAUUUUAAGGACUAUUGCUAAUACAGUAACUGGUAAAUCAAAUGUUAGUGGAACUUUACCUACAGGUCAAUUAUCGAAUAUUCCAUGGCGGAGGACUGGUGUGAAAUAUACCAAUAAUGAAGCUUACUUUGACGUUGUUGAAGAAGUUGAAGCUAUCAUAGAUAAAACUGGAUCAACAGUAUUUGCUGAGAUUCAAGGAUAUAUUGAUUGCUGUAUAAAGUUAAGCGGUAUGCCAGAUUUGACGUUAUCUUUUAUGAAUCCCAGGCUGUUUGAUGAUGUAAGUUUCCAUCCAUGUGUAAGGUACAAACGAUGGGAAUCUGAAAAAAUCUUGUCCUUCAUUCCGCCAGAUGGCAAUUUUCGGUUGAUCUCUUAUCACAUCAAUACCCAAAGUGUUGUGGCUAUUCCUAUUUAUGUACGUCAUAGUUUGUCUAUAAAAUCUGGCGAACAAGGCCGUUUAGAGGUCACUGUAGGCCCAAAGCAAACUCUCGGUAGAACUAUCGAAGGUGUAAAAUUGGAAAUACAUAUGCCCAAGAGUAUACUCAAUUGCAAUUUAACAUCAAACCAAGGCAAAUACAAUUUCGAUCCAGUGGCUAAAAUUUUACACUGGGAUGUUGGAAGAAUCGAUGUUGCAAAGCUACCUAAUAUACGUGGAUCUGUGGCAAUUGCAAGUGGGGCAAAUACUACCGAAAUCAAUCCUUCGAUCAACGUGCAUUUCACAAUAAACCAAUUAGCUGUAAGCGGAUUGAAAGUAUACAGGCUUGAUAUGUAUGGUGAGAAAUAUAAGCCUUUCAAGGGAGUGAAAUAUAUUACAAAAGCGGGACGAUUCCAAAUUCGAAUGUGAUGUGAGUCAUAAUUACUUCAUUAUUUUUUUUAUAUAUAACUAUUUUAAUAUAUUCAAGAUAUAUAUUUUGUAUUUUUAUUUAAUGCAGUUCUAUUCCGUUCUGUCAUUUUUAAUCACAGUCAAGCAAUUUAUAUAAGGCUUUAAUUUCGUUUUAUUCGAUUGAAUUGUUACUAAGCACAGGCAUUUGGAUCUUUUUAAUUUAUUUUA
Messenger RNA from Nicrophorus vespilloides, 1546 nucleotides. It is a transcript of the gene carmine, whose product is annotated as AP-3 complex subunit mu-1. The transcript has 8 exons. Lineage: Eukaryota; Metazoa; Arthropoda; Insecta; Coleoptera; Silphidae. Gene Ontology annotation, cellular component: clathrin adaptor complex; cytoplasmic vesicle. Gene Ontology annotation, biological process: intracellular protein transport; endocytosis. The record is from RefSeq and is a predicted model, not a curated record. The coding region runs from base 92 to 1339 and encodes 415 amino acids.